Molecule: messenger RNA, 1470 nt
Organism: Closterium sp. Yama58-4
Lineage: Eukaryota; Viridiplantae; Streptophyta; Zygnematophyceae; Desmidiales; Closteriaceae
Source: the annotation of a GenBank genome assembly
AUGUCCCUCGCUCGCAAUUUUGUGAAAUUAUUAGACCUGGGAGCGCAGUUAUACCGCUCUUGUUCCUGCUCGCCCUUCAUCAUUCGGUUUUUACUCUUCUCACACCAUUUUCGAUCUGUGUAUCCUCCCUCUGCUGUCGUGCUCGUCAGCAUGGCUGUGCUGACUCUCCUCACCUUGUUCUGCGCUUUGGCAUCCGCCUGCGCUCAGAAUCUACCGCGCCCCGGCCCAGUGGCAGCAGGGGGGGGUGGCGGAGUGGCAGCGGGGGGAGGGCCUGGGGGAGCUGCAGCGGGAGGGGGAGGCGGAGCAACAACAGGGGGGUUGGGGGGACCCUUUCCACGAGUGGCGCAGCAGGGGCAGGGGGGAGCGCCUGGACAGCUGGGGACCUCUAUGCCCAUCUGGAGGCUGAGCUGGAAGGUCAGCAGAAUGAUGACAUUGAAGGGCGUAUGCACAUAUUCGCCUUCAGUGUUGACAACACCACGUUCAACCUCCUCGUCCGCGUGCGCCCAGCAGCCCCCAGGGGGAGGGGGCGGAGCACCAGGGGGGGGAACGCCUGUGCCAGGGGGGGGAGGCGGAGUAGGGGGAAUGCCGAUGCCAGCAGGGGGAGGGGGCGCAGCACCAGGGGGGGGAACGCCUGUGCCAGCAGGGGGAGGGGGCGGGGCACCUCAGGGGGGCGGGGCACCUCAGGGGGGCGGCGCACCUCAGGGGGGCGGCGCACCUCAGGGGGGCGGCGCACCUCAGGGGGGCGGAGCACCAGGGAGGGGAGCAGCACCAGGGGGGGGAGCAGCACCAGGGGGGGGAGCAGCACCAGGUGGGGGAGCAGCACCAGGUGGGGGAGCAGCACCAGGUGGGGGAGCAGCACCAGGUGGGGGAGCAGCACCAGGGGGAGGACCGGGGGGGCCUGGGGAAGCUGGAGCAGCAGGGGGAGGGGGGCCGGGAGGGCCAGGAGGCGCACCUGACAAGGUUAAGAAGAAGGUUCCGCGGGUGGCACAGCAGGGGCAGGGGGGAGGACCGGGGGGAGCAGAGCUGGGAGAUCUCUAUGCCCAUUUGGAGGCUGAGCUGGAGGGUCAGAACAACGACGACAUCGAAGGGGAAAUCCACAUCUUCACCUUCCGCACCACUGCUGGCGCAUUCAACGUGCUUUACAUCCUCACAGCCAAGCAGCUCCCCCAGCAGUCGCCGCCCACCAACGCCACCAUCACUCGCGGCCGCUCCGUGGCCCUCACCUUCCCCGCCACGUGGCGCGAAACCACUGGCCAGCCGGGCUUCAAGCAGAACGACGCUGAUACGGACAACGAUGGGGAUUGUCCCGACGGCAAAUGUUACAGCUACGCUGCGGCUGGUUACUGGGCGAACGCGGAUAAGACUGUUACGGAUGUGGUGAAUGGUAUGGUUGCGGAUGCAGAGGCAUAUCAGGGACACAUUGCUCUGCCCUCAGGGGAGGAUGUGAAGGGCGACUUUGAGCUCGAAUAG